Molecule: messenger RNA, 3936 nt
Organism: Mesocricetus auratus (golden hamster)
Lineage: Eukaryota; Metazoa; Chordata; Mammalia; Rodentia; Cricetidae
Gene: Gcsam
Product: germinal center associated signaling and motility
Exons: 6
Coding region: 128-679 (183 amino acids)
Biological process (GO): negative regulation of lymphocyte migration; regulation of B cell receptor signaling pathway
Source: RefSeq, a predicted model, not a curated record
ACCUCCUCCUUUUGACUGGCUGGCCAGAGCUGCUCUGCCCCUACUGUGAGUUGGAAGCUGCCCCAAGAGAGUAAGGUACAAGCUGAGAAGGAAGUGAACACACCAAGGGAAGGUGCUGAGAAGCCUGAUGGGGAACUGUCUGCAGAGAGAAAUCGGGUGGCAGCUGAACACUCGGGAGACACAUUGGAAUCUGGGACUCCAAAAUGUCAAGCAGAGGACACUCAGCUAUUUCAGGUGCUGGAGUGGUUGUCACAUUGUUGAAGGGUGUACCUGCUUUCCUUGGAAAAACAUUAGCACAUUUAAAGCCAGACAAGAAUCUCCAAAGCAAAAUGAAGGGAUGACUUCAGCUCCUAUGCAGCAGGACAAUGCUAACCAGAUCUACACAGAAGAGUUAUGCUACAUCCUUGUUGAUCACAAGGCCCCUGGAGGAAGGCCGUCAGGCAGCUCUGCGGAGGAGUUCUAUGAGAACAUCCCCAGCAAGACUGAGAGACACAGAGAGUCGUCAAGGGGGCCAGAGACUGAGUAUUCAGUUCUCCGUUUCCCUUCCACUCCUCACACACCACCUUCCGCAGAAGAUGAAUAUGAACUUCUUGUGCCUAGCAGACUCUCCUGCCAUGCCCCUCAACAGCCACGGCCACUUAGAGCCCCUUUUGAGACUCACUUCUCUCACCUACAAUGAUGUGACUAAGAGUUUGCUCAGCACUGACAGAUCAAAGUAGGUGUUGGGCACUCUGUCUGAUGACAGAUAUGAGUAGGGGUUGGAGACAAUAGUGGAAGCAGAGAUCCUUAGUUUACUUCUUCUUCUGGAGGACCUGGGAAGGGCAGACUCUGCAAAGCUCAAAUCCUUUCAGGGCCUGACAAUAACCAACAUUUAAAAAUUAGUCAAUUGUUUUCAACGUCACCUUUGCUUCUAAGUGGCGUUAAAAAUAUUCUGUGGUAGGAAGGGCUCCCCAUAUCUACACCUGGGUGUACCACAAAAAGCUCUGCUCUUCUCACUAAAUUCUUAUGAAUUAUUCCCACAAGCUUACUCAUCAUGUUACAUGUCCCCGGAGGGAAUUCCCUCAUCACUGUGAAAUUCCAGCUCAGCACCACUUGCUAUGGCAACCUGCAAUAUUCCUUUUACUCCAUGGGCCCAAGACAUGUCCUUUACUUGGUGUCCUUUCCCUACUGAUCCUAAUGGCUUAGAAUUUCCUGUACCAUUGUUAAUAUAAUUUUAAACUACAUUUCAGACUUUGAAUUGUCUUUCUCUUAUGGUGCAGGAAAGCAUCCCCAGAACCUCAUUCAUACUGGGAAAGUGAUCUACCAUGGAGAGACAGUUCAAACCCCUCCACAUAAAUCUCAGUAGAAUUCAACCUGGUCUAUAGAGUGAGUUCCAGGCCAGCCAGGGCUACACAGAGAAACCCUGUCUCACAAAACCAAACCAAAGCAAACAAAGACCUCAGUAGAAUCACCACAGCAUCAGAGAGUGAUGGAACAGAAAGCCCACUGCAGAGACUUUAAUGCCCAAAGGUACACUAUUAGCAUUAGUGGCCGAACUUUAUUCUGGCUUCCAAAUCCAUGUUCCUGCUACAUACUAUAUAGAGUAGAGUAAAUUUCUCCAUAAUAAUCCAGCAUGUGUGAAAUGUUCACAUGGGAAAAAUAGCAUACACACCUUCUCUUUGAGUACCCUUCUACGCCUCAAUUCUUUAUUUUCCCUCAUUUGAUUCUUUAGAAUUUCUGGAAUUGUAUCUAUGCUAUGUUAGCCAACUAUGCACAGCCUGCUGACUGACCAAAUCUGACCCACCACCUGUUUUUGUAGAUAAAGGCUUAUUGAAACACAGACACACUCAUUUGUCUACACACUGUCUAUAGUUGCUCAACCAUGGUAGGCCUGAUUUGUGACACAGACCAGGGAUUUACAAAGCUAAAAAUAUCUUUAGUUUAACCCACUCUGGGUAGCAAUGUUGCAGACUUUGCCCUAGCCAAUCACAGUUUGAGAUUUACUUAAGAGGACUAUGUUUGGCUAUUAUUGAGGCAACUCAUUAGGACUGGAUAGCAAUGAAAUGGCAGGAAAACAUUAAACCGCAAACAAGGUGAGCGAGACAAAAACAAUUAUUAGCAAAUUAGAUUAUUUCUACAUUCACACCUGCAUCCUCAAGGUGUUAUGGUAUUUACCUCAUUGCCACUGUCCUAAUUUUAGGGAUACUAAAAUGAUAAGAUGUUCUUUUGAGACGACCUCGGGAUGUACUAUGCGCUUACUGCUUUGUUCUCAGAGCUGAAUAACUUUCUACUUAAAAUGUGACACGGCAUUAGAGAGGUAGCUCAGUAGUGGGACCCUUGUCCAGCAUGUACAAGGCACACCCACAUGCACAUGCACACGCACACUUGCACACACACACAUGCAGAUUUAUGCACACACAAAUAAAUAUAAAACAAAACAGGUGAAGUGCCCAUUGAGAGUAAAUGCAGUGGUUUAAGUUCCUCUCAGCAAGUUCACUGAGGCAUGAGCCCAUUGAUUACCUGCAGCUGAAGAGCUGACCAGUACCAUGGUCUCAGCUAACUCCCUUCUUCCAGUUAGCUUUUACCCAGAAACCUAACUUUAGACUUUGGCCAGAAGUCACUCGGGUUCAAAGGGCGUGUCCAUGUUGAUAGGAAAUGCUGUACAAGAUGUAACACAUGGCUUACGGGAAGCAGUGUGGGCCAGAGAAUGAUUCAAAUCUUUGUUUCUUUUCUGCCUCUGCCUCUGAUCUACUUACUUGAGGCUCUGUCUAUUGCUCCCGUACAUUGGAGGCCUCCAUCUGAUAUAUGGUCGUUUAUUCUAGUUUGCUUUCUAUCCCUGUGAUGAAACACUGAUAAAAAGCCCACUAGGGAAGACAGGGUUUAUAUUCCAUCAUGACUGGAGCUUGAGGCAGGAGAUAAGGCAGAGGUGUUGGAGGAAUGGCAUUUAUUCUCCAUAACUCUCUUAGUUUACUUUCCAAUACAACCCAGGACCACCUGCUCAGGGCUGGCACUGCCACAAUCAUCUACCCCCCCCAAACACACACAUCAAUCAUCAGUCCAGACCAUGCAGCACAGACAUGCCCACAAGCCAGUCUAAUUGAGGUGAUCCCUAAACUGAGGUUCCCUCUUCCCACGUGACUCUAGCUGUGCCAAGUUGAUUUAAAAAAAAACAAAACAAAACAAAAAACUAACCGUCACGUCAUCAUAGACCCUGAGGAGAAGCGAUACUAAAGAAUAAAGCCUGGAGCCCCCAACUUCUCUCUGGCAAGGCAGACAUUAAACAGACAGCUCUAUGCUAGAGCUUGUCACAUGGAUACUCAACCUUUUUGGUAGACAGGUGGGGGAAACAUUCUCAGUAAAAUACAGUAAGUUGUAUUUGUUUGCACCUCAUCCACUGAAGCAUUAUCUGUCCUGCAAAUAUGUUUUAUCAGGGUCUCAAUAAUUCUAAAUGCAUAGACAAAGAAGCAUGGUUGUAUGAUAAAACUAGAGAGAUUAUACAACAGCCCUGCUUCUGGACAGAGGAGCUACUGGGGAUUGUCGCGUGGGAAUCGACAUUCACUAGAUGCUGUACAAAUUAAAUGAGGUUUAUGUGGAGAGAUUGCUCUUACACAAGAGGCUGCCACAGAAUCCAGUUCCAAGGAUCCUCCCAGGUUGUCUCCCAUGACCCAGCCAGCAGCAGGAGAGCCUGAGUCUGUCCAACCCAGUCUAAAUCCCCCAAGGCCACAGGUGCGUAGUUAGAUCUCUCCCUACAGGGGUAUUUCAAGAACAUCUGCUAUGAGCCUAAUGUGAUAGCUCAGUGAGUAAAAGUGCUUACUGGGCAAAUGUAACAACGGGGGUUAGAUCCUAGGACUCCACAGUGGAAGGAGAGAACUGAUUUCUGGAAGUUGUCCUCUGACCUACACACACUCACACACAAAGAACUCACAAAUAAUAAAUGGAAUGUAAUAUUUAAAUCUA